Parascedosporium putredinis is the source of this 1836-nucleotide messenger RNA. The record is from the annotation of a GenBank genome assembly. Lineage: Eukaryota; Fungi; Ascomycota; Sordariomycetes; Microascales; Microascaceae.
AUGGCUUCGCGAGCUCCCUUGCGGUGCCUCGCCAGGCCCUCCCGCCAUCUAACACAACGGGCUGCCCGCCAGAGCCUCAACUCCCUCCGCGCGAGCAGCACCGGCAUCCGUCCCGCGACGGCCCUCCGCGCUUCAUUCCCCCUCGCCACAGCUCGCCGCAACCUCUCCACCUCGAGACCCCGGCGGAACGAUGAAGAGGGAGAAGCGGAAGAAGCCUUCGACCCCUCGUCCAUCGAGCGCGAGGCCGACCAGCAGCUGGCCAACGAGGCGGGCAACGAGGACUUUCGGGUGCUGCUGCUAGAAAAGGCGGGCGAGAUCGGGGCGCACAUCAUGUCGGGCGCCGUAAUACAACCGACCGCCAUCGAGGAGCUCUUCCCGGAUUGGCUCGACGAGGAUAACCCCAAUAGGUUCGAGUUCGCGACCCCGGCCGGCGCCGACCACAUGAAGUUCCUCACCAAAACCAUGUCGAUUCCCCUCCCCACGCCGCCCCAGAUGCAUAACCACGGAAACUACAUUGUCAGCUUGAACCAGGUGACCAAGUGGCUGGGCGAGCGGGCCGAGGAGCUCGGCGUCGAAAUCUACCCCGGCUUCGCCGCCGCCGAGGUCCUCUACACCCAGGAUGGCACCGUCAUGGGCGUGGCCACCAACGAUAUGGGCCUCGCCAGGGACGGCCAGCCCAAGGACUCGUUUGAGAGGGGCAUGGAGUUCCACGCCAGGGUCACGCUCUUUGGCGAGGGCUGCCACGGCAGCUUGACGAAGCAGGUCAUCAACAAGUUUGACCUGCGGCGCGACUCGCAGCACCAGACUUACGCCUUGGGCAUCAAGGAGGUCUGGGAGGUGCAGCCGGAGAAGUUCAAGAAGGGCGACAUUACCCAUUCCAUGGGCUACCCCUUACCCAAAGACGUCUACGGCGGCGCCUUCAUGUACCACUUUGGUGACAACCUCGUCACCCUCGGCCUUGUUGUCGCGCUCGACUACGAGAACCCCUGGCUCUCGCCGUACCAGGAGUUCCAAAAGAUGAAGCAGCACCCCAUCUACCGAGAUGUUCUCGAGGGUGGCAAGUGCAUCUCGUACGGCGCCAGGGCGCUCGUCGAGGGCGGCCUCCAAUCCAUUCCCAAGGUCAUCUUCCCCGGCGGCGCCCUCGUGGGCGACUCGGCCGGCUUCAUGAACGUCCCCAAGGUCAAGGGCACUCACAACGCCAUGAAGUCGGGCAUCCUGGCCGGCGAGGCCACCUACUCGGCCCUUACCGACGGCGACGAGAGCGGCGUCUACCUCUUCCAGUACGAGGACGCGCUCAAGAAGUCGAGCAUCUGGAAGGAGCUCAACGAGGUCCGCAACAUCCGCCCGUCCUUCCACACCCCGCUCGGCCUCUACGGCGGCAUCGCCUACUCGGGCCUCGAGGCCCUGAUUCUCAAGGGCAGGGUUCCCUGGACCCUCAACCACAAGAAGCCCGACUACGCCGCGACGAAGCCGGCCGACAAGUUCCCCAAGAUCGAGUACGAGAAGCCGGACGGCAAAAUCACCUUUGACAUCCUCACGAGCGUGUCUAGGACGGGGACGAACCACGAGGAGGACCAGCCCGUCCACCUCCAGGUCAAGGAUUGGGACGCGCACGCCCAGGCGGCCUACCCCUCGUUCCAGGGGCUGGAGGCGCGGUUCUGCCCCGCCGGCGUGUACGAAUAUGUCGAGGACGAGUCCAAGGAGCUCGGUGUCCGGUUCCAGAUCAACUCGCAAAAUUGUAUCCACUGCAAGACAUGCGAUAUCAAGGCCCCUCAGCAAGAUAUCAACUGGACUGUGCCUCAGGGAGGCGAGGGCCCCAAGUAUUACCUGACAUAG